AUGGAAGGCGAAUGGAGCGGAUUGGACAUCCACACUCCGGUUUUCGACAAGAAGAAGAAGAAGAAGAAGGACAGACAUCGCCUUCAUGCCCAUGAGAGUUCCCGAGAUGCCCCCCUGGUGAGCGGGCACGCUCACAAAGCGAAGCGGGGGCAGAAGAGGAAGGACCGCCAGCUUCUCGCCGCUGCUCCUUUGAAAACAUCGGAACUCGGUGAGGAGGCGGCAGAGGCCCCUUCUCCGGCCAGGAAGCGGAAGAGGAAGAGAGCUUUGGGGAUACAGGACGGGACGGGCGUGUAUGUCACAGUGGAUAAAGAAAACAUCGAGAACAUGCCGAAGAACUUCAGAAGGGAUGUUGACAUCGUUUAUAUUGACAAGGGCAGGGAGCCAGAGGCAGCCGGAGAGCCCGAAGCGGACCAGUCGCCUGCAGUCACGAAGCGACGGGAAGAGCCGCACGAUCAAGCCAGGGGGAAAAAGAAAAAGAAGCGGCGGGAAGCUGCGUCCUGCGAUGCUGGGCUGGGGGGGCCAGGCCCGGGCGCCAGCGUCCUGCCCCAGCCGGGGUCCCCGCUUUCUGCGGGCCCGGGAGGCCCCGUCACACAGCCGCCAGGCGUCGCUCACGGAAAGAAAAGGAAGAGGAAGGCUGCACGCCGCCGGGGCUGUGAGAGUCCUGGGACCGCGGGCUCCGAGCGGCCGCAGGUGCCCUCUGGCCCGGGGACUGCGGAGGGCAGGGGGGACCCCUGCAGGUUAAAGAAAAAGGCCAAGAAAAGGAGGCGGAGGUCUCCCGGGGACAGUGCUCCCUCGGGGCUCCCCACCAGCUUUGAGGACCCGCUGCUUGCCUCACUGGAAGGUAACGCUUCCCCGAUGGAGGCGAGUGUGACACCCCGGCCCCGAGAGGAGGAGAACCAGGCGUGUUCGGAAGCGCCGAGGUUAGGAGCUCCCGAUAAAGAAAGCAACUUGGAUUCGGCCCGAGAUUGCGAGGCGCAGUAUCUGUCCGAAGACUGGAGAGCCGCAGACGAUGCGGACGUGGACGCGGACCUGGCCUCCGCCGUGAGGCAGCUCCGGGAGUUCAUCCCCGGCAUCGGGGCGAGGGCCGCCGCCACGAUUAAGCGCAUGUACCGGGAUGACUUGGAACGGUUCCAGGAGUUCAAGGCGCAGGGUGUCGCCAUUAAAUUUGGCAAGUUUUCUGCAAAGGAAAAUCAGCAGUUAGAGAGAAACGUGCAAGAAUUUCUGUCCCUGACGGGAAUCGAGAACGCCGACAAGCUGCUGCACACGGACAGGUACCCAGAGGAGAAAGCCGCCAUCACCAAUCUAAAGAGGAAGUACGCGUUUCGGUUGCACAUCGGGAAGGGCAUCGCCCGGCCCUGGAAACUCGUGUACUACCGAGCCAAGAAGAUGUUUGACGUCAAUAACUACAAAGGCAGGUACAGCAAAGGGGAUACGGAGAAGUUGAAGAUAUACCACUCCCUCCACGGCAACGACUGGAAGAAGAUUGGGGAUUUGGUGGCUCGAAGCAGCCUCUCGGUCGCCCUGAAGUUCUCCCAGAUCAGCAGCGAAAGAAACCAUGGUGCUUGGAGUAAGACGGAAACCCAGAGACUAAUCAAAGCCGUGGAAGAAGUGAUUCUAAAGACGAUGUCUCCCCAGGACUUAGACGAGGUAGAUUCCAGGCUCCAGGAGAACCCCGAAGGCUGCCUGGCCGUUGUCCGGGAAAGACUCUACAAGGGCAUAUCUUGGGUGGAAGUCGAAGCCAAAGUCGGAACCAGAAACUGGAUGCAGUGUAAAAGUAAGUGGACAGAAAUUCUCACCAAGAGGAUGACGAAUGGCCGGGACGUGUACCGAGGGGUGAACGCCCUCCAGGCCAAAAUCAACCUGAUUGAGAGGUUGUAUGAAAUAAAUGUGGAAGAUGCUAAUGAAAUAGAUUGGGAAGAUCUUGCUAGUACCAUAGGGGAUGUUCCUCCGUCUUACGUCCAAGCUAAGUUUUACAAGCUGAAAGCCACCUGCGUGCCCUUUUGGCAAAGGAAGACUUUUCCAGAGAUCAUAGACUACCUUUACGAGAGGAGUCUGCCUUUGCUCAGAGAGAAGCUGGAGAAGAAGGCGGAGAAGAGAGGCGCGGCGCCCCCUCCCGCGGCGCCCCGGCGUGUCUUCCUGUUCAGGGACAUCUUCCACUGCGAGGACAGCGAGGAGGAGGAGGAGGAGGAGGAGGAGGAGGAGGAGGAGGAGGAGGACGGAGGCGGGCGGAGCUAG
This is a messenger RNA of Pipistrellus nathusii (Nathusius's pipistrelle), 2235 nucleotides long. NCBI's taxonomy places the organism in Eukaryota, Metazoa, Chordata, Mammalia, Chiroptera, Vespertilionidae. The record is from the annotation of a GenBank genome assembly.